UCUCAUUCCCGCCAUUCAUCAGCCCCAAAAUGGCCGACUAACAAAGCACACCCACUUCCGUGUGUGUAGUUUAAUGUAGGUUGACUGCACUUUGUACACAAGUCGCCAAGUUUGUCUUUCCCCAUAGACUAGACCUCUAAUUUCACUAAGUGACUUAACUUGUAAAGUCCACUCCUAAAAUGCCCCAUUCGAUUGAGAAGGACUUUACUUACAGUUUUGACACAAAGACGACAACAUCUUCUCUCAAAGUACCUCUCACUGUUCCCUUGCACAUCUCAGCAAAAGAGUUUGUGUCCAGAUUAGUUCAUUUACACAAUCUGCCUUGUUUUGUCCAGCAAGACCUUGAGGAUAAACUUGAAGAGUUUGUUGCUAAGGAAACCAUUCAGCUCCAUGAUAAAAAUGCUGAUGAUGCCAUACAGAAAGUUAAAACUGGAGAGAUUGACAGUGAUGACUUGAUCAGACAAUGGCUUCCUGUGUAUAGUCAGGAACUGAAAUCCUAUGCUAAGCCGUAUCAGUUAAGUAAAGAUGAAAAAUUUGCAGAAGUCUACCACAAUCUGAUUCACUCCCCUGCUUUGGAAACAUUACUGAACUUGGAGCAUGAGUAUUCUCUGGGAGUGGAUAAGUUGACCAGAGAGAGGGACAGAGAUUUACAACAUUUACAAGACAAGCAAAGAGCUGACAUGGACGAGGCUUUACAAAAUGUUGGCUCAAUUUACAAGGAUGAAGAUAUUAACUUGCUUGCUCAGAAGCAAUUUGAAAAUACACAGAUUGUAGAAGGUAAAUGGUCGUCAGAACUACGAGCUCUGCAUGAGCAACAAAAGAAUGAAUACAGAGAAUGGGUGUUCCAGGUCCAUGAAGAUUCCAAGGGCAAAGCUCCAUUACCAGCUUAUGUACAAAGGCUUCGAAGUUUAUCUUCAACACUUCCUGAUGCUGGGGUUGAUGAGAGACAAGCACACGUCACUAGAUUAGAAGAGAGUUUCACUAUACAUUUAGGUGCACAAAUGAAAACAACUCACAACUUGAGACUGUUGUGUACAGACAUCUUAGAUUUAUGUCGUCACAAACCCCACACAGUAGGUGGUAUGGUGAUUCCUCAACCUCAGAGACUUCAAACAGCCAUGUCUUUGUACUCCAACAAUUUGUGUGGCUUGAUUUUGUUAGCAGACAAUAGACUCAACUCUUACACUGGCAUCAAACAAAAGUUCGCUCAGAUAUGCGACAGCUCCACAGACUUUCACUUCCCCACGCUAGACUCUCAGCUGCAGACUAUAGAGCAGCAGUUGCCAAAGGCUGCAGAGGUGAAGGCCAAGAAGAAAGGAGGAAAUGAUGACAUGGACCAGCUCAGUCUACACAGUACCAGCAGUAGCUCUAGUGAGGAGAAGGAGAAGAGUGGUGACAAGAAACUUCACUCUGGAGAUUUUUACCUGACCAAACAUUCCAACUUAUCAGAAGUUCAUGUUGUGUUCCAUGUUGUCUCGGAUGACAAUCUACGAACCUCUGACAUUACGUCCAGACAUCCGGUGAUUCUUAGCAUCAGGAACAUCAUCAAACUGUGUUUCCGUUAUGACAUCAAUACACUGACAGUGCCACUUCUGCUGACACAUGAAAUGUCAGAGGAGAUGACUAUUUCCUGGUGCAUGAAGAGAGCAGAACUUAUGUUUAAAUGUGUCAAAGGUUUUAUGAUUGAGAUGGCCACCUACAGCAGUCAGGAAUCAAAGACUAUCCAGUUCCUGGUACCUCGGGGUUUGUCUGAAGAACUGUUUCAUCAAAUCAGCAACAUGAUCCCAACUAUAUUUAGGCUGUCCAACCCACUGGUAGUCAAAUCUAAUUAGAUGGCUGUCAAUAUGUGUCUGUGUGUGGAUCAGCUUUUGAAGCUGUGCGAUCUAAUUAGAUGGCUGUUGCUAUGUGUGUGUGUGAUCCAGUUAGACGGCUAUUGGUAUUUAUGUGUGUGUGUGAUCCAUUUAGACGGCUAUUGGUAUGUAUGUGUGUGUGUGAUCUAGUCAAUGUUAUUUAUUCCUAUUCCAUUUGUUAUCUAUAUGUGAUACUUUUUGUAAUGUCAAGAACCAAAGGUGUGAUGUGACAACUGCAGUCAGUGCAUUGUGUAUUCUUUGUAACUUGACAUUUGUCUACAGCGACUGUUGAUACAAUGAUUGGACAGUAUUUGUAUGUAGACAUGAUCAACUUGUUUUUAAAUAAAAAAUGUUUUAAAUAUA
Biomphalaria glabrata is the source of this 2213-nucleotide messenger RNA. RefSeq names its product protein C12orf4 homolog. The transcript has 13 exons. Bases 180 to 1832 code for a protein of 550 amino acids. Gene Ontology annotation, cellular component: cytoplasm. The record is from RefSeq and is a predicted model, not a curated record. Lineage: Eukaryota; Metazoa; Mollusca; Gastropoda; Planorbidae.